Messenger RNA from Vicia villosa (hairy vetch), 771 nucleotides. RefSeq lists its product as uncharacterized. NCBI's taxonomy places the organism in Eukaryota, Viridiplantae, Streptophyta, Magnoliopsida, Fabales, Fabaceae. The transcript has a single exon. The coding region runs from base 1 to 771 and encodes 256 amino acids. The record is from RefSeq and is a predicted model, not a curated record.
AUGGCUGUCAUGAUUUAUGGCAUUGUGUUGUUUCCAUCAGUGGAAAAUUUUAUGAGUUUGUCGGCCAUUUGUGUCUUCAUGAAUAAAAACCAUGUGCCAACAUUGCUUGCAGACACUUAUUUUUCUAUCCACUCUAGGAAUGGGAAGGGAGGAUAUGUCGGAGGUUUUUGUCUCUCGUUGUUGGAUAGGUGGUUUAUGUUGCAUUUUCUAGUGAAAGGACCAUUUGUACUCAAGAAGGGUUCUCUUCGUUGGUCAGACAAGCUUAUUAAUCUUACUUCUUAUGACAUCAAGUGGAAUUAUUGUGUGGGGAAGGUUCUAAGCAUUAUUACCAGUUGCGGUCAAUACCCCAAUGUCCCUCUCAUGGGAACUAGGGGUUGUAUUAAUUACAAUCCUACACUUGCAUACCGCCAACUGGGAUAUGCAAUGGAAGGUCCUUCGAAAGAUGCAGAAAUAGCUGAAUCAGUGUAUUUUACCGAUGGUAAAGAUCCGACGGAGCUAGAGAAGAUAUCACAAGCUUGGACUAGAGUUCAAAAGAACGAUCAAACCACUCUAAGUAAAAAGGUUCCUAUUUCUAUGGGUCCUUAUAUGGAUUGGAUCAAGGCGAGAGUCAAAGAUUUGUUGUUGCCAUUUGCAAAGUCAGACCCAUUGUAUGAACAACCCCCUAUUGUCCUAUCUGAUACAAUUCCUGCUGAGCUCUACACUCAGGCUAAGGCGGAUAACAUCAAGCUCCAAGCAAGAGAUAGGGAGGUCGAUUUGGAGAAUUAUUUUUGA